CUCUCUUCUCCGGCUCCUCCUCACCUCCCUGGCCCUGCUCCUGCUACCAAAUCCAGACGUGCUAGACGUACGGCCCGUUGCAGUUCUGCUUCCGCCAUCGUAACGCCUUCUUCCAUACUUUCCAUUGUUUUUUUUAAACCUGCUGCACGCCCACCCUUUUCUCGUGAUUGUUUUCCUUUGCUUCUUCAAUCAUUCCACCUGCGAACUGCUGCGUGCUUGCGCCAGCUACCCUUUUCUUCUUUUCUUUUUUGCUCCCCCUCCAACCCACACACAACUACCUGAGGUGAACCUCAAUCGACCUGCCUCUCCUUCUACCUCACUCUGUGUUCGUGUGAGCGUGCUUGUUGCUUGCGUGGGCACGAGCACCCCGAGUUGAAUCAAGCCUCGCCAACCCACUCCUCGAUCCACCCACCCAACCUGUCCGGAUUGGGUUUUGCUCAGCAACAAUCGCUUUCUGCGACUUGCCAUUCGCAAUUCCUGCUCUCCUGAUCGGUUCCCGCUUCAGCUUCCGUUGUUGAGAUAGACAAAGUGUUGGGCAAUCCCAAAGCCCGGUUUGUUCGAUGCAAGACAUUACUGUCUAGGCAUAUGCUUUUCGGCUCACGGCUGUCCGUCUCCCAGUUCUGGGACCAUACUGGCUCUUAACCUGCAAGAGAGUCGUCGAAGCAAAUCAUGACAAGCAGAUUGGCUAACCACCUGGGCGUGUCAGAUACACACACCAAUAACCGGUCAUCGAAAUGGAAUACCUCACGUUACAAGACCUCCCGCACCGCCAUUUCUACGAUCACCGUAGGUUGGCCUCACCAGAAUCCCAGCACGGCGCCGAAAAGCAGCUGCCAGGACUGUCAGUGCAGAACCCCCACAUGAGACACUCGCCUCCAUUCCAACCGGGCGAACAGCGCCCUUCCAACACAUUGCCCUCUUUCUCACAGCUCCUCCAAAAUGUGCGCGAGCCAUCGCCGCCGCGCACGCCGUCGCGCCAAAGAGGUUCCAUGGAGAGCUCGCCCGUGUCCAGAACUCACUUCGAUGACGUUUCCUGGUCCACCGAGGGGAAGCGCCGCCGUAAUGAUACACUCGUCGGCGACAUUCAUCGUCCUCAAAACGCAACCGAUUUCCCUGCUUCCGCAUACGACUCGCGUCGUGCAAGCACAGUGGACGCCAUCAGUGCCCCCGUUCAACAACCAACUUACCCUCCAAGCGCAAACCACCACCACCGCCCAAGUUUGCCAUACGCUGCUCCGCCUUCUGCAGUCAUGGGAGGCCACGCCCGCCAUCACUCGACUUCCGGUGUCCAUCAGCCCGCUCAGUACGCUCCUCAUCAGCGUCCUUCAGUCGUUGCCGCCGCGCCCUACCACCAGCAGGCCCACCCGUAUGAGUACCCCGGCAGUUACUAUCCUGAGCCUCAUAAUGUGUUUAAGCCGCAGGAUCCCUACUAUGGCCAGCCGCAUUACGUGGGUGCUCCUCCACCUUACGAGGGAGCCGUGGCAUAUCACCAGCAGCCUUCACAAUAUAGCUACACCUUCCAACCCGCGAUGAGCGUCGAUCAGAAUGGGUACGGCAGAAGGCGCAGGGGUAACCUCCCCAAGGAGUCCACUGCGAUCCUCAAAGAAUGGUUCCGUCACCACCAGGACUCACCAUACCCCACCGAAGAUGAGAAACUGGAGCUCUGCAGGAAGACUGGUCUCACCUUGAAUCAGGUUUCUAAUUGGUUCAUCAAUGCUCGUCGGCGUGCUCCUGGCAAGGAAGCGCAGCGCGCCGAAGCUGCCCAGCGCGCAGAGUCUCAGCAGCGUUCCGACUCAGCUACUCAACUAGGGAUCAACGAGUCAUGA
Messenger RNA from Periconia digitata, 1826 nucleotides. NCBI's taxonomy places the organism in Eukaryota, Fungi, Ascomycota, Dothideomycetes, Pleosporales, Periconiaceae. The record is from the annotation of a GenBank genome assembly.